Molecule: messenger RNA, 753 nt
Organism: Microthlaspi erraticum
Lineage: Eukaryota; Viridiplantae; Streptophyta; Magnoliopsida; Brassicales; Brassicaceae
Source: the annotation of a GenBank genome assembly
AUGGACGCCGAGGCCAAGGACUCUAAGAAAGAGUCUUGUGUUAUCUGCACUGAAGACAACAUUGAUUCUGAGCUCAUGUUUUCUGUCGAUAAAUGCGGUCAUCGGUUUUGCUUAAACUGUGUGGAACGGAAUAUAGCGGUGAAUCUGCUUGAUGGAACGAUACCUAAUUGUCUUGAGCAUCGCUGCAAGUCUCAGCUGUCUAUUGAUAGAUGCGGCAUGCUUUUGACUCGCAAGCUGAGUUUGAUGUGGAGGCAGAGGAUUAAAGAGAACUCAACUCCUUUGGACGAGAGAAUUUAUUGUCCGGACCAAAGUUGCUCUUACUUAAUGUCCAAAAAAGAGCUUGGUUCAUCUGUUGAUGAUGAGUCUGGACUUAGGAGGUGCUUCAAAUGCUUUCGCUCCUUUUGCCUCCGGUGCAAAGUUCCAUGGCAUAGCUCACUAUCGUGCAAAGCUUACAAGAAACUGCAUCCUAAUCCUCAAGAUGAUGAUGAUGAAGAUGAUGCAAAGCUUAGAUCCUUGGCAAAACGUAAAGGGUGGCGUCAAUGCGGAAAAUGCCAUUACAUGGUUGAACGUAUUGAGGGAUGUUUCUUCAUGAGAUGCAGGUGUGGAAAUACAUUUUGCUACAUGUGUGGAGAAGGAUCCGUGCAACAUAAUCCUCGAUGCCGCACCCAAGACCCACAUUGGAUUGCUCGUUGGCUUUUUCGUGGUUCCUUUGUAAUAGGUGUCGUGUUAAGCCUGUUGAGAUUGAUCCUGUAA